Cokeromyces recurvatus is the source of this 860-nucleotide messenger RNA. RefSeq names its product 60S ribosomal protein L44. Gene Ontology annotation, biological process: translation. Gene Ontology annotation, molecular function: structural constituent of ribosome. The transcript has 3 exons. NCBI's taxonomy places the organism in Eukaryota, Fungi, Mucoromycota, Mucoromycetes, Mucorales, Mucoraceae. Bases 319 to 666 code for a protein of 115 amino acids. The record is from RefSeq and is a predicted model, not a curated record. Gene Ontology annotation, cellular component: cytosolic large ribosomal subunit; ribosome.
CAUUUCAUGAAAUUCAGCUGCGUAUAUCAUCACUAUGAAUGAAUCGAUAUAGUGUGCCUCUUUAUUAGAAAGGUAUUUUAUGUACUAGUUUAAAACAGCAGACAUGAUAAUUCAUUUAAAGGAGAGUAUAAUAGAUUCAUUAGAAUUCAUUCUUUGCAGCAGCUGAUAAACGUUCGUCGCAUGUUUUUAGUUUUUUGUCUAUCUAAACUAUAUGCAUACGAUAUAGAGUAUCUAUAACUAUUGUUUCACAUAGUAAUUAGACUAAUAAUAUGAAUUAGUAAUAUGUAAACAAGCAUGUAAUAAACCUUUAUAAACUACAUGUCUUCGUUACUAGAGGCUAUGAUGAAGGUCAACAUUCCCAAGACCCGUAAUACUUUCUGUAAGGGUGCCAAGUGUAGAAAGCACACUCCCCACAAGGUUACUCAAUACAAGGCUGGUAAGGCUUCUCUCUUCGCCCAAGGUAAGAGACGUUACGAUCGUAAGCAAUCCGGUUAUGGUGGUCAAACUAAGCCCGUUUUCCACAAGAAGGCUAAGACUACUAAGAAGAUUGUCCUUCGUCUUGAAUGUACCGUUUGCAAGUAUAAGAUGCAACUUGCCAUCAAGAGAUGCAAGCACUUCGAAUUGGGUGGUGACAAGAAGACUAAGGGUGCUGCUCUUGUUUUCUAAAUGCAUCAAUUGUCAGCAAAUUUUAUUUUACUCUUAUUAAUCAUCCAUGAUCGUAAAAAAUAAAAUUUCUCUUGUAUGUUAAUUUCUAGUUUAUGUUGAGUAUUGAUUAUUUUCUAUGUUGUUCGAACUAAUAAUAAAAAAUUAUGUAACCCUUAAAGUCAUUUGUGGCUUUGUUUUGGGUUAUUUUAACUCAA